Messenger RNA from Ceraceosorus guamensis, 1152 nucleotides. RefSeq lists its product as hypothetical. The coding region runs from base 1 to 1152 and encodes 383 amino acids. NCBI's taxonomy places the organism in Eukaryota, Fungi, Basidiomycota, Exobasidiomycetes, Ceraceosorales, Ceraceosoraceae. The transcript has 6 exons. The record is from RefSeq and is a predicted model, not a curated record. Gene Ontology annotation, cellular component: cytoplasm. Gene Ontology annotation, molecular function: cysteine synthase activity.
AUGACAUCCACUGCAGCCUCAACCGGCGCUUCUCGCGCUCUGAGCACCAGCAGCUCCACCUCCAACAACAAUGCCCUCGGCGUAGCAUCAGCCAAAUCUGGUCCGGCAUUCAUCACCAACGCUCCUCCCGUCUCUGGUUUCAUCGGGGCGAUAGGCAACACACCUCUCAUCAGACUCAACGCUCUCAGCGAUCGUAUCGGAGCUAAUGUGCUGGGCAAAGCUGAAUUUCAAAAUCCUGGUGGGAGCGUCAAAGAUAGGGCUGCCCAUUACCUCAUCUUGAAUGCCGAGGAACAAGGCCUGGUCAAGCCUGGCGGCACCAUCGUGGAGGGCACAGCGGGUAACACGGGUAUCGGCCUUGCACAUGCUUGCCGCUCAAAGGGAUACAAGUGCGUGAUCUACAUGCCCAACACGCAGAGUCAAGAGAAGAUCGAUCUGCUUCGAAUGUUGGGUGCAGAGGUGUACCCGGUGCCAGCUGUACCGGUGUCGGACGAUAUGAAUUACAAUUGGCAAGCCAAGAGGCACGCCGCAAAGUUGGACAAUGCAGUGUGGACCAACCAAUUCGACAAUCCAGGAGGCAACAGGCGAGCUCACAUCGAGACGACUGGGCCAGAAAUAUGGUCCCAGACCAACGGUGGUAACUUGGACGGCUUCAUCUGCGCUACGGGUACAGGAGGAACGCUAGCCGGCGUGACCCGUUAUCUUAAAGAGAAAAGCCAAGGUCGCAUUCAAUGUUGGUUGGCCGAUCCUCCUGGAUCGGUUCUUCAUUCGUAUAUCCAAAGCGGCGGAGAGCUGCUAGAGAGAUCGGGAGGAAGCAUCACGGAGGGCAUCGGACAAGGACGAGUGACGGAGAACCUCAAGCCGGACAUCGGCUUGAUCGAUGAUAGCUUGCACAUCGAGGAUGAAGCGAGCAUCGAGAUGGUUUAUAGAGCGCUGGACGAGGAAGGCCUUUAUAUUGGUGCGUCUUCCGCUCUCAAUGUGGUAGCUGCAGCAAGGAUGGCCGAGAAGCUGGGCAAGGGAUCCACGGUGGUCACGAUCCUCUGCGAUGGUGCUUAUAGAUAUCAAGCGAGACUCUUCAGUCGCAAAUGGCUGGAAUCCAAAAAUCUCGUCAAGGCCAUUCCCGAGCACUUGCAAAAGUACAUCGUAUUGGAGUGA